AUGAAGGCUUCCACUGUCCUCGCUUCCCUCCUUUUCGGCUCCAUUGCCGCUGCCGCCCCCGUGGACAAGCGCGCCCUCGUCUACAAGACCGAGGUCGUCACUGAGGUCGUCGUCAUCUACACCACCGUCUACGGUGACGAGCCCACUCCUACUCCCAGUGCCGUCUCUUCUUCUUCUACUACUGCUGCUGCUUUCUACGAGCAGAAGAAGCCCGUCCCUAGCAGCACCCCAGCUGCUCUCCCGGCCUACACUCCUGCUCCUGCUCCUGCUUCCAGUGCUCCUGCUCCUCCAGUCUACACUCCUCCGGUCGAGGAGAAGCCCAAGCCAAGUCCAACUCCUUCUCCUGAACCUCAACCGGAACCCCAGCCAUCUCCUUCUCCUGAGCCUCAGCCUGAGCCUCAGCCAUCACCCUCCCAAGCUCCUGCCCCAGCUCCUCAGCCUGAGGAGGUCUACACCCCGGCUCCUGCUCCUUCCCCAACUCCCAGCCCAUCACCUACUCCUGCUCCCGCCCCAGCUCCUGCUCCUGCCAAGUACCCCACCACUGAGUCCUCAUCCUCUGGCGGCGACGUUCACCAGGAUGUCGACAUCACCGUCUAUGACAACACUGGUGCCGCUGGUGCCUGCGGUGAGCCCCUCACCGACGACAUGAUGGUUGUCGCCAUUGCCAAGGGUGCAUGGAACGCCAAGGGUGGCUCUACCUACGAUGUCAUGACUGGUGCCUCCAGCAACCCAUGGUGCGGUGCUAAGAUCAACAUUGAGUACGAGGGCAAGAGCUGCCAGGCCACCAUCAUGGACCUGUGCCCUGGCUGCGAAGGCCUUUACGACAUUGAUCUGUCCCGUGCUGCCUGGAAGGCUCUUGGUAUCACCGAGACCACCCGUCUCAAGGCCAACUGGAGCCUGGCCUAA
Messenger RNA from Bipolaris oryzae ATCC 44560, 906 nucleotides. RefSeq lists its product as uncharacterized. The transcript has a single exon. The record is from RefSeq and is a predicted model, not a curated record. NCBI's taxonomy places the organism in Eukaryota, Fungi, Ascomycota, Dothideomycetes, Pleosporales, Pleosporaceae. The coding region runs from base 1 to 906 and encodes 301 amino acids.